Dermatophagoides pteronyssinus (European house dust mite) is the source of this 1304-nucleotide messenger RNA. RefSeq lists its product as uncharacterized. The record is from RefSeq and is a predicted model, not a curated record. Lineage: Eukaryota; Metazoa; Arthropoda; Arachnida; Sarcoptiformes; Pyroglyphidae.
AUUCGAUUGGAAAAAUGUUAUUAAUAUCAUUAAUAUUAUUACAAUUAAUUUCAGAUUGUUUAACCGUACGAAUUGUCAGACAUUGGAUUAAUCAAUCGGUUGAUAGUCGAAAUUAUUCCAAUUCAAUUAUAAUGGACUGUGAUUAUCAAUAUGAUCCUGAAGAGGAUAUAAAAUUAGUUGUCCGUUGGUUUUAUAAUGAUUGGCCUGAACCAAUUUAUCAAUGGAUACCAGGUAAUAUUGAUAAUAAUCGUUAUAUUGGUCAAUCAAUUCGACCGUAUUUUGAUAUGAAUUUUCAAAUUGGUGAUGAUAAAUUUACAAAAUAUCGUGCUAUACGUUUAAUGCCAUCAUCACAAUCGCAAUCGCAAUCGCAAUCGCAAUCAACAUUAUCAUUUGAUUUAGAAUUAAGUGGUAAUUAUACCUGUGUUAUAUCAUCAAUUAUGAGCCAGGAUUCAAGACAAGGUCAACUUAUAUUCUAUGUUCCACCUGAAAAAUUUGAAUUCAAUAUAUUUUCGAAUGGUGGUCGUUUAAAUUUUCCAACAAAUUUCAAUAAUAAUGAUAAUAAUCUUUCUGCUGAUGAUGAUAAUAAUGAUGAUGACGAUAGACCAAUGGUUAGAUGUCAAGCACAUAAUGUAUAUCCAAAACCAUUAUUGAGCUUUUCUGAAUUGAUUGCUGAUGAUACAAUCUCAACAAUGACGAUCAAUCAACAUCAGUCAUCACCAUAUUCACAAUUUAAACAAACAUUUCCACGGAUUAAUGUUCAGACAAUAAUAUCAAAUGAAAGUAAUCAAAAUCAACCACAGACAAAACAACUUUAUACAUCAUGGUUUGAAUAUCGAUUAAAAAUUGAUUCAAUCAAAGUUGGUACAAUAUUUGAAUGUCGAUUAGAAAUACCAACAACAAACUAUAUACGUAAAAAACGUAUCAAAUUAAUCUAUCCAUCAACCUAUCUAAAUGGUUUACCAUCAUCACAAUCAACAAUGACAACAACAAUGUUGGAUAAUAAUAAUCGUUGGUCACGACAAUAUGGUAUUGGUGGUGGUCAAACAAAACAAUUAACCGAUUAUCAAGCUCAAUUACAUCAUAAUCAACAAAGAAAUUGGGCCAGUCACAACAAUCAUAAUCAUCAAUUUAAUUUGAUUAUGACAUUAUCGAUGAUAAUGAUAAUUUCAUGGCUAAAUCAUUGUUUUUAGUUGUUUUCGUUCGUUCUUUUUGUAUCUGUGCCUUAAAAUGUUUGUAAAAUAUGUAAAUUUCCUAAUUAAUCGUUUGUCAACCUGGAGAAAAUACAAAACAAAAAACAAAAUUCA